Myzus persicae (green peach aphid) is the source of this 1713-nucleotide messenger RNA. RefSeq names its product zinc finger MYM-type protein 1-like. NCBI's taxonomy places the organism in Eukaryota, Metazoa, Arthropoda, Insecta, Hemiptera, Aphididae. The record is from RefSeq and is a predicted model, not a curated record. Gene Ontology annotation, molecular function: protein dimerization activity. Bases 1 to 1713 code for a protein of 570 amino acids. The transcript has 2 exons.
AUGUUCCCGUUCAACGAUGUGGUUAUGUCAUUAAUCGAAACUCCAUUUUCCCGUAGAAGUGAAAUUCUAAAAAAACAAAUUCUGUUUGCUGGUCGUCCUACAGAUAAAUUAGAUAAAAUUUGUAUACCCGCUCAGAAAACUAAAACUAAAGUAAGUUCUCGGUCCUUCAAUGUAUGUUGGUACGAUACCCACAAAUGGCUGUGUGGUAGUUUUUAUAAACAACGACUGUUUUGUUGGCCUUGCGUUUUGCUUGGUAAAGUUAAAAAUGUUUGGGUAACUGAUGGCUAUUAUGAUUUAAAAAAUCUGGCCAGAAGUGUUAAAAUGCAUGAAGCAUCUAAAGACCAUAUACAUAAUUUUAUGGGAUUAGUUCGUUUAGAAAAAAAUAAAAGUACUAUUGCUGAUGCGUUAAAUGAAGGGGCUCGUUUGAACAAAACUAUUUACAAUGAAAAUGUAAGAAAGAAUAGAUUAAUUUUAUUGCAAUUAAUUGAGGUAACAUUACUCUUGGGGAAACAAGAGUUGGCCUUUAGAGGCCAUGAUGAGAGAUCUACUUCCUCAAACCAGGGUAAUUUCCGUGAAGUGUUUAAUUUACUUAUUAAAAGGAAUGAUGAAUUACUAUUACAUUACAAUAAAAUUAGUAAUGUGUUCACUGGACAAUCCAAAACAAUUCAAAAUGAAAUUAUUCAUUGUGUGUAUGAGUUUGUACUAGAUGUGAUUAAAUCAGAAAUUAAUGAUGUUUUCUUUUUUUCUAUUAUAUCAGAUGAUACUACUGACAUUGUUGAAAAGUCACAGUGUGCAAUAACUCUUAGGUAUGUUAAAAAGACUGGUGAAUUAAAAGAAAGAUUUUUAGGCUUCCAUGAUGUAAGCAGUAGUAAGAAUGCUAAAGCUCUUUUUAAUUUAAUUACAACAGUUCUAGAACCUUUUGAUUUUAAAACAAAGUUAAUAGCACAGUGUUAUGAUGGAGCAAGUGUCAUGGCUGGGCAUAUUAAUGGACUUCAACAACAAAUUAGAAAUGAAGCACCCCAUGCUCUUUUUACUCACUGUUGUGCUCAUAGGCUGAAUCUAGUAUUACAGCAAGGUAGUUAUUGCAUACCACAAUCCAGAAUUUUUUUUUCCACCCUUUUAGGAAUAUCUGUUUUUUUUAAAAAGUCUCCUAAACGUACAUUUGUUUUGGAUACUAUUAUUGGUAAACGUAUUCCUGUUGCUAAUGAAACUCAUUUAGGUAAACUCAAAUUUGUAACAUUAGUCGAUUCUUCAAAAUUUAAAUUCUAUCAAACUGCCUUUCCUAAUGAAGGACUUGAAUGUUUAUCUUCCUCUUAUAAAGAUGUAUUUGAUUUAACGUUAUUAAAAAAUGAAUUGUCAGUUGUUUAUUUUGAUUCCCAAUUUCACAACCAAAAUAUUCAAGAAUGUGUAAAAUUACUAAAACAAUUUCAAGAUUCUGGAUUAUUAAGGGAAGUAUAUAAACUAUUUUGCUUAAUUUUGACCAUACCUUCUACAAGUGUAUCAGUAGAAAGAAAUUUUUCUUGUCUUAAACGAAUAAAAACAUACCUAAGAAAUUCUAUGACGGAAGAAAGAUUGUCUUCUUUGGCAACAAUAAGCAUAGAAAAGGAAUUGAUCAACUCUUUGGCAGAUAAUGAUGGAAAGUUUUAUGAACAAAUUAUUGAUAGAUUUUCAUUGUUGAAAGAUAGAAGAAUAGAUUUAAUUUAUAAAAAGUAA